Molecule: messenger RNA, 593 nt
Organism: Lymnaea stagnalis (great pond snail)
Lineage: Eukaryota; Metazoa; Mollusca; Gastropoda; Lymnaeidae
Source: the annotation of a GenBank genome assembly
AUGUCGCCAACAAUAUCCAAGAAAUCCCGCAAGUCUCGAGGGGUUCUCUUUGAGAAGGUCAACGUCACCUCGGCCGAGUCUGAAUCUUCAGAAGUCAGAUUGAAGGAGUUGAACAACCACAAUAAUUCUAAAAUACCAUUUCUUCAGAAAUCGUAUUCCUUGGGGGAAACCAGGCUUCCGGGCGGUCAAGCAAAAGUUAGUCUAUCCUCAGACGAUGAGCGAGGAGUUUCAGAACCCAAGGACAUGGGCGAGUUGUUGUCAAGCGAGGGAGAUGGCAUCCCCAGAAAUUCUGAUGAUAAAAUGGGUGAUACAGGCCGGGGUACUGGUAAAGAUUGGAGUUCAACUAGAAAAACAAUCCAGCAUUCUCAGUCUGACGCUCAACAAAGUCUUUCACAAAGCAAGAAGAGCCUGAUCCCCAUCAAGAGUUCAAACAAAACUCCAGGACAAGAAAGUCCAUCACCGGCACAUCAAGAACAUCAUGUUGCUCCUUACAACAAAACACUUGGGGAUGAUUUUUUUGUCAAGGACUGCGUCCUAGAAUACUCCAUGAGGACGUCCUCACAAGGGAGUGAACUCCCGCCAGUUCAGCCGAG